Messenger RNA from Danio rerio (zebrafish), 1064 nucleotides. RefSeq names its product MRT4 homolog, ribosome maturation factor (gene mrto4). Gene Ontology annotation, biological process: ribosomal large subunit assembly. NCBI's taxonomy places the organism in Eukaryota, Metazoa, Chordata, Actinopteri, Cypriniformes, Danionidae. The record is from RefSeq and is marked provisional. Gene Ontology annotation, cellular component: cytoplasm; nucleolus.
GUUCGUGAAGCACUCUUUAAGCGAAGAGGAACACACAGCACAACGUGAGAACCAUGCCGAAAUCCAAGAGAGACAAGAAAAUUUCUUUAACCAAAACAACCAAGAAGGGGUUGGAAGCCAAACAAAACUUGAUUGAAGAGCUGCGGAAAUGUGCAGACAUCUACAGAUACGUGUUUGUGUUCUCAGUGGAAAACAUGAGAAACAACAAACUGAAAGACAUCAGGACGGCCUGGAAGCAUAGCAGGUUCUUCUUCGGUAAGAAUAAAGUCAUGAUGAUUGCGCUGGGUAAAGGACCAACAGACGAAUACAAAGAUAACCUGCAUAAACUGAGCAGGUUUCUCCGAGGGGAAGUGGGGGUUUUGUUCACAAACAAAACUAAAGAUGAAGUGCAGGAAUAUUUCGGGAACUUUAAAGAGGUGGAUUAUGCUCGUGCUGGAAACACAGCAAGCAUGGCGGUGACUCUGGAUGAGGGUCCGCUGGAUCAGUUUCCACACUCAAUGGAGCCGCAGCUCAGACAGCUCGGCCUCCCGACCGCUCUGAAGAAAGGUGUGGUGACGCUGAUAAAGGAUUUUGAAGUGUGUAAAGAGGGAGACACACUCACACCUGAACAGGCUCGGAUUCUGAAACUCUUUGGAUUCGAGAUGGCGGAGUUCAAGUUGUCGAUUAAGUGCAUGUGGAAUUCUGAAUCCGGGGAGUUUGAGAAGCUGACAGACGGUGAUGAUGAUGAUGAGACUAAAGAAGCAGAGGAUGAAGACUCAGAAGGCGAAGAAGGGAGUGAAUAAAACCUGCACACACACAAUGGACUUUAUCUGCCAUGAACAUUUGUAUGUGUUGAUCCGACAUGAACAUGUACACUUUAUUUUAAAGAGUGUUCCUUUAGUGAGACUUACUGUCUUCUGCACACUGUUGAGGUUAUAUUUUCACUGUCUCUACAUUAAUACAAGAUUCUGUACUGCACAGAGAGAACGGCUGAGGGAAACGUGAUCUGUGCUAUUCUAACUGUUCAUUAUAAGUUAUUGUAACUCAUUUUUGGCAACGAGUAAACAAACAACAGUGAUCCCACA